AUGUCAUUUGUUGGCAAACUAGUUCAUUAUGCUGCUGAUGCAGUCCUUGUUUCUGCUGUGCUGGCUGGUAUUAAAAGGUCUACUGGAUUAACACUUGCUACACACCGAAUCGAGAACGAUGAGGUUCGAAAUGCUGUGAAUAAAUUUCUCGGUGUUGGCGAAUGGGUUGUGGAUCAAAGUAUCUCAUAUAUGAGCACUUCAUCUUACUUUGAAAGAAAGCGAUGA
Messenger RNA from Dentiscutata erythropus, 225 nucleotides. The record is from the annotation of a GenBank genome assembly. Lineage: Eukaryota; Fungi; Glomeromycota; Glomeromycetes; Diversisporales; Gigasporaceae.